UAACAAAAGCACUUUGAUAUCUCACACCACUCUCUCUAUUCCUUCACAUCACUCUUCUCUUCUUUUUCACUUCCUUAACUACAAUUCUCUCAAUUUUUGUCUUAAUGGAAUUCUCAGAAGACUCAAUUGAUCGCACGUUAGUGUUCAAAGGGAAACGUAGUAAGCGGCCACGUCAGUUCAUGGCGGUAGCGAUGGUCGCUUCCACGUCAUCAACAGGUGACGUGGCUGGCGGUGCAAGUGGCGGCGAUGAUGUUUAUAAUUAUUCUUCAUCAAUUCAGUAUUCAGCAACUACUUCUACAACUCAAAUAUCAACUAGCAGUAGUACUACAGAGGAAGAUGAAGAUAUGGCUAAUUGUUUAAUUCUAUUAGCACAAAGUGGCCACCGAUGCAACAAGAAACUCCAAGUGGAAAGUAGUACUGAACGUAAGAUGGUUAAAAUCAGUAGCCGGAAGUUUACAGAAAUGGCCACAACAACCACUGGAUCAAAAGCUGGAUUCUAUGUCUACGAGUGCAAAACUUGUAACAGAACUUUCCCAUCUUUUCAAGCACUUGGUGGACAUAGAACAAGUCACAAAAAAAUCAAAACCGAAGAGAAAAAAUCGACUGCUGAUUCAAUUUCACAAACACAAGAUCAUGAUCAUCAUCAACAACAACAAGAAGAGAAAUUUAAUAGGAUUAUAACACCAUCAAUUUCUACUGAAAUAGUCAACAAAGGUAAAAUCCAUGAGUGUUCAAUUUGUGGGGCAGAAUUUUCAUCAGGUCAAGCUUUGGGUGGUCAUAUGAGAAGACAUAGACCACCUACAAUUACAACAACAAAUACCAAAGUUAUGGUUCAUGAAACGAGCAAUAUUUCAGACUCAUCACAUGAUGAUGAAAAUUCGACAAAGGAGAAGCCAAAAAUAUUUUUAUCGCUUGAUCUGAACUUGCCAGCGUCACCUGAAGAUGAUCAUCACCUAGAUACUAAUUUCGUUUUCUCGGCAGCUACUUUGGUGGAUUGUCAUUACUAGUUAAACGGAAGAGAUCAGUAUUACUUUUUUUUUUUUUAAUACUUUUGUCAUUAUUAUUAUUUUUACAAUCAUUGUUAUUGCUAUUUAUAAUUGUUAGUACUAUUCAUGAAGAAUUUUAAUGUAGAUUGUGUAUAUAUCCUUUUCGGGAGAAGAAGUUGUUUUCACCAA
Messenger RNA from Lycium ferocissimum, 1175 nucleotides. RefSeq names its product zinc finger protein ZAT5-like. The transcript has a single exon. The record is from RefSeq and is a predicted model, not a curated record. Bases 105 to 1007 code for a protein of 300 amino acids. Lineage: Eukaryota; Viridiplantae; Streptophyta; Magnoliopsida; Solanales; Solanaceae.